Drosophila willistoni is the source of this 1490-nucleotide messenger RNA. Its product is annotated as fibrinogen-like protein 1. Lineage: Eukaryota; Metazoa; Arthropoda; Insecta; Diptera; Drosophilidae. The coding region runs from base 17 to 1441 and encodes 474 amino acids. The record is from RefSeq and is a predicted model, not a curated record. The transcript is spliced from 3 exons.
UGGAUUACUCUUUAAAAUGAGAAGAAAAAGUGUCCUCCCACUUGUUGGCCUCAUCCUUGUUCUUGGUGUCCAACAUGUAAUCUCAGAAUCUCCUCUCCCAAAGGGCGAUCACGGGGAGUGUGGAUUCUCCAGUGACGACAAAGAUUUAUGUGCUCUUUAUUGCUAUAGGUCUAUGAAACUCGGUCUAGCUUAUAUUAUUGAGUUGAAAGAAAAAAUCAAAAUACUCGAAGAGAAUCAUUCAGAGAGGGAAAAUAGUCAGCUAAGCAAAGCAGUUGAGAAUUUGCAAAGUAAAAUUGAUCAACAGAAUAUUCAGAUAGCUAAUAUUAACGAUUUUAUCACAAACUCUGUCAGGCAGAAAGAAAUGGAUGAGAAAGCCAAAUCUCAAACUGAGAUGGACAAUUUUAAAAGACAAGUUGAACAAUUGAAAGAGAAUUUAGAAAAUGUUCAACGUCAAGCAGCAAAAGAUAAGGAAGAAAGCUUAGCUGAACAAAAAUAUUUAAGAAAUAAAAUUGAACAAAUCUUAAGAGACAAGAACACGGAAAUAGAUAGGGCUAGAAAUAGAGAAAUAGAGAAUCUAAAAGAGAAAUUAGCUUCCCAAAAAUCAGAUUUAGACAAAGCAAUUAAAGACCUCGAGUCGAAAAACAAGGAAUUUGAAGAAUAUCAGACUAAGGAAAAGAAUUCUAGCAACAAAAUUGGAGAAUUGCAUUCUGAAAUCUCAUCAUUAAAGAAAUCGUUAGAAGAAUCUGAAACUCAGUUGACUGAUUCGAAUCAUUUACUUGAAAGAAAACUAAACCAAACUGCAGAAGAUUUAGUCGAGUGUCAAAAGAGAAUACCAAAAACUGGUUGUAAAGGCCUCUCUUCGGGAAUUCAUACAAUUGAAAUUGCCGGACUUGAUCCAAUUUCUGCUCUCUGCGAAGGAGAUAUAGAAGGUGGUGGGUGGAUAGUCAUUCAUAAACGAUUUGAUGGCAGCGUUGACUUUAAUAGAACUUGGACUGAGUAUCGUAAUGGGUUUGGAGAUAAGAAGGGAGAAUUUUUUAUUGGUCUGGAGAAUUUGCAUCGUAUAACCAAUUCCCAAACCUAUGAACUUUAUGUGCAAGUAAAAUAUCACAGUAAACCUUCCGAAUUUGCUAGUUAUAAUAAUUUUACAAUUGGCAACGAAACUACAAAAUAUAAGUUGGAGUCGGUGGGAGAGUUUAAAGGAACAGCUUAUAAUUCUAUGGAGUACAAUUUAAAUGCACCAUUUUCCAGUUUUGAUCAAGAUAGUGAUCAAAGGAAAGAUGAUAAUUGUGCUCAAUGGCAUGGAGGCUGGUGGCAUAAAGGUUGUACCCAUGCCAAACUCAACGCAAAAUACUUCAAUAGAGAAGUCGAUGAUUGUUCAAGUAUGAUCUGGUAUUGGUGUAUUUCUCUCAAAUCUGUCCAGAUGCUUAUCCGACAAAAAUAAAGUUGGACUUCAUCUCAAAAUAAACAAAAAUCAUGGAAAACUAUGCAAU